AUGGCCUUAAGAUUUCCACAACUACUAAAAGUGGCUGAAGAACAACAAAAUUCAAAAUACAGCAGUGGUGGUAAAAUGAUUCCUACUCCUGAAGAGGCUGCUACGUUCCAGCCCCAAGUUGUUGCAGAGGGUGGAUGGGAAAAAUGUUGGGAAGACGGAGUAACACCGUGGGAUCAAGGUAGAGCCACACCUCUCAUUCUCCAUCUUCUUGACUCAUCCUCUCUCCCUCUUGGCCGUACUCUUGUCCCUGGAUGCGGUGGAGGACACGAUGUCGUUGCGAUGGCAAACCCCGAACGUUUCGUUGUUGGACCAGAUAUAUCUGAAAAAGGGUCAUACGGCUCCGCACCGAAUGCUGAUGAACUAUUCGACCUCAUCUUCGAUUAUGUGUUCUUCUGUGCCAUUGAACCUAUGAGACCUGCUUGGGCUAAAUCCAUGUAUGAACUCUUAAAACCUGAGGGCGAACUCAUAACUCUCAUGUAUCCGAUUACCGAUCAUGUUGGUGGAGCUCCCUACAAAGUAUCUGUCUCUGCGUACGAAACUGUGUUGGUUCCCUUAGGAUUUAAGGCAGUGUCCAUCGAGGAGAACCCAGACUCCAUUCCCACCCGUAAGGGGAAAGAGAAGCUUGGGAGGUGGAAAAAGAUCAACUGA
Messenger RNA from Brassica oleracea var. oleracea, 648 nucleotides. Its product is annotated as probable thiol methyltransferase 1. NCBI's taxonomy places the organism in Eukaryota, Viridiplantae, Streptophyta, Magnoliopsida, Brassicales, Brassicaceae. The record is from RefSeq and is a predicted model, not a curated record. Gene Ontology annotation, molecular function: S-adenosylmethionine-dependent methyltransferase activity.